AUGGCACCUCUAAACCACAACAAACAGCAGCACACGACCCCAAGCGACAUAACAACCCUCUACCCUAAUGGUGAACCGGUGAAGCGGCCCAUGAGGGGACAGCAGACAGCAGACUAUACCCGCAAGGGCAUGCGGCCUGGCGCGCACCGGGCGGGAGAGGCGGCCAUGGAAAGCAACUGCCACAAGCGGAUGCCCCGCAACCCCCCCCUCUGGACCGGCGGGGGUGAUCCCGGUCCACCCCUGGGGGUCACCCCCAACAGGGCGAAAAUAACUGGGGAGAUGGCUGGAGAGCCGAGCGGCCCACCUAAGAUGGCGGAGACCAUGCGGCCACCAAUCAGCCACGAGACAUUAAGACACCCCCCGUCCAACAUAGAUAAAAUCUUCCAAGAUUUCUGGCUCAAGCUAGAGCUCAGACUACAACAAGGGGCUCCAGGUCCACUCAUCUCAAACUGUCCACCCAGACAGCAGCCACCUAACCCUCAGGACCGGCCUGCAGCCCAGACAGAGCCUCACUCUAUACAGAGGCAGCGGAGGAACAAGCCUGCACCUCGCCCACAUAAGGCAGUGAAGCGAUGGAAACUAAGCACUGGCUCACCCAGUUCACUCACCACCCGGAGGGCAACCCUACCUGGGCCCAGCGGCAUUACUAACCGACCCCAGCUACACCCGUUUACCCAGCUACAGCCGGGCACUCACCACAUCACAGUGGAGUCCCACGGGAAUCCACAAUGA
Molecule: messenger RNA, 732 nt
Organism: Pelobates cultripes (western spadefoot toad)
Lineage: Eukaryota; Metazoa; Chordata; Amphibia; Anura; Pelobatidae
Source: the annotation of a GenBank genome assembly